Molecule: messenger RNA, 3614 nt
Organism: Alligator sinensis (Chinese alligator)
Lineage: Eukaryota; Metazoa; Chordata; Crocodylia; Alligatoridae
Product: fatty acid desaturase 2
Exons: 12
Coding region: 323-1657 (444 amino acids)
Biological process (GO): lipid metabolic process
Cellular component (GO): membrane
Molecular function (GO): oxidoreductase activity, acting on paired donors, with oxidation of a pair of donors resulting in the reduction of molecular oxygen to two molecules of water
Source: RefSeq, a predicted model, not a curated record
UGCUGAGCAGGGGGGAUGGGAGGCUGAGGUUCCCCCCGGGCAGGGCUGCAGGAGAGGGGAAAGUCCGCCAGUUCAGGGAAGAGCCGCCUAGAGGGCACUUCCGAGCAGGCAGCGCGGAGGGGAGGCUGCCCCGCCGGCGAGGAGGGAGAGGGGAGCAGAGACAAAGGGGAGGAGGGAGGAACGACAUGAGAGAAGAAAAAGGGAGAGAACCGGGGAUCAGCUGAACUCACCCAGGAAGGAAACCCGCCUCCCUUACAGGCCAGAGAGGGGGUGCAGCCAGGGACCGGGCAGUGUCUGCUUCUGGCCAAGGCAAAGCUGGCCCAUGGGGAAAGGAGGGGAGAAAGGCGAGGAGACCGGGGAGCAUGAGGCACAGAUCCGCUUCUACAGCUGGGAGGAGAUCCAGAAGCACAACCUGAAGACAGACAAGUGGCUGGUGAUCGACAGGAAGGUCUACAACAUCACCAACUGGGUGAGGAGGCACCCUGGGGGCCACCGCGUGAUCAGCCACUAUGCUGGCGAGGAUGCCACGGAUGCUUUCUGGGCCUUUCACAUCAAUCCCAGCUUUGUGCAGAAGUUUCUCAAGCCAUUACUUAUUGGAGAGCUUGCCCCAGGAGAACCCAGCCAGGAUCGAGAUAAAAAUUCUCAGCUGGUGGAGGAUUUCCGAGCCUUGAGGAAGACAGCAGAGGAAAUGAACUUGUUCAAAGCAGAUCCCUUAUUCUUCUCACUUUACCUCUGUCAUAUCUUGAUUAUGGAAGCUUUGGGUUUGUUAAUGAUUUCAUAUUAUGGCACCGGCUGGAUCACAACUUUUAUCCUUUCCUGCAUCCUUGCAACCUCCCAGGCCCAGGCUGGGUGGCUGCAACAUGACUUUGGUCACCUCUCUGUCUUUCAGAAGUCUGUAUGGAACCACAUAGUCCACAAGUUUGUGAUUGGGCACCUGAAGGGUGCUUCAGCAAACUGGUGGAAUCACCGUCACUUCCAGCAUCAUGCAAAGCCCAAUAUCUUCAAGAAGGACCCAGAUGUGAACAUGAUACACAUUUUUGUCCUGGGAGAUUCUCAGCCUGUUGAGUAUGGCAAGAAGAAGCUGAAGUACCUGCCUUACAACCAUCAGCAUGAGUACUUCUUCCUGGUUUUCCCACCUCUCCUCAUCCCCGUGUACUUCCAAAUGCAAAUCAUGAUGAGCAUGAUCAGACACAAGUUCUGGGCGGACCUGAUCUGGGCCUUCAGUUAUUACAUACGCUACUUCAUCACAUUCAUCCCUUUCUAUGGAGUUCUGGGGUCCCUGUUUCUCCUCACCUUUGUCAGGUUUCUGGAAAGUCACUGGUUUGUGUGGGUAACACAGAUGAACCAUAUUCCAAUGGAAAUUGACAAUGAGAAGCACAGAGAUUGGCUCAGCUCUCAGUUGGCUGCCACGUGCAAUAUUGAGCAGUCCUUUUUCAAUGACUGGUUCACCGGACACCUGAACUUCCAAAUUGAGCACCACCUGUUUCCAACAAUGCCACGUCACAACUUUUGGAAGAUUAAACCGCUGGUGAAAUCAUUGUGCGCCAAGCAUGGAAUCCACUAUGAAGAGAAGACUCUUGGAAGAGCUUUCAUAGACAUAGUUGGGUCCCUAAAGAAAUCUGGAGAUCUCUGGUUGGAUGCCUACCUCCAUAAAUGAAACCUAAUCUUAAUAGGGAGGUGUGGUGAUGGGGAGGGAUGGGGGUCAUUUAUGUGUGUUUUGCUAUCAGAUUUCAGUCUCUCUCUGCAUAUACAAUUUGAGGGGAGUUUCCUGUCUCAUUGAAUGCUACUGAGGGAGGGUGGGGGGGUGUUCAGGCAACCUGUUAAAAACCUGAGAGUUUAGACUUUUGGCAAAGUCCUCAGGGAUGACUCAAAAUGCCCAUAAUAAUCACACAAGCACAAGCUGGUGGGGAAAAAAAACAAGCAGGUUGGGGCUCUCUAUUUCAGGGAAUGAAAGAAAGGAGAGGUUAAAACAGAGCAACACUUUCACUCUCCUCGCAGUCAAUUUUCACACCUUAGGAAGAGGCAGCAGCUGCCAGUCUUGUACCCCCUCUAAAUCAGUGCCGAGGGCUAGUGCCCCACUCGCUCACCUCUAGUUUUGCUACUAGGUAGACAUUUGGGUCUCUGCAGUUCUGCAGGUGCCCAACAAUAGGACAUAGAAUAGGAAACUGCUUCUCCUUGGCGCUAGGAGUCAAGAAUGAUUGCAGGCAUUGUGCUCAUCUAGUGCACAAAUACUGCAGGAAGCUUCAGCAAAGAGGAGUUCCCACCCUAGCCAUCUUCCAAACUGUUCACAAAUUCAGCUGAGUGUAAAGCUGGUCUGGAUUUUCUUUUGGUAUGAACCAUUCCAUAGAUUAGCAGGAGUCUUAAUUUGUCCAAACCUUUUCUUUUUUGUCCAAGACAUAGUUACCAAAAUCCAUUAGCAGCUCAGAUGGGAGGGAGGAAGCAACUGCUAUUGACCCACCCCAGCCCUGAAGCCAGAGGCCCAUUGAAGGCAACAGAAAGUCUGCUGGUGAAAUCAGCAGUCUUUAGAUCAGACCCAGAGGCCCUGGUUUAAUACAGUUGAAAAGAGAGAAAUGCAGCCUUCAGAAAACAUUAAGGAUUACAGUUUCCAAAGUAGCCUCUAACCUCCUGCCCCCAAUGUCAUUGUUUAGUCAAGACCCACUCCUCCAUGUGAAAAACAGAGUUUUACUCCUGCAGUUACCUGACUGCAAGUUUGCAAGCACAUUAUUUUGCCCUAAUCCAUCAACCAGCACACAGGUAGAGCCCAGUAUCCUGAUGGUGCCACUGAAAUCAAUGGGUGUCUGCCCAAAUGAAGAGAGCUCAGGAUCAUGGGUUGACAUUCAUAAUAUUUACUGCCACAUUUUGAAAAAAUAUAAAAGACCCAAGGUUCUGAUUUUACUCUAUUAGAGGCAGAAAAUUCAUUGCAGAGAACAGUAACAACCUGCCCACUGAGACCGAAGGUUUCCAAAGAGCAGGAGGAAUGGGGGGGAAGGGAGCUAAAUAUUUAGGUUAUCUUAUGCACCCAUCAGAUUACAAUCCCUAAAUAUCACUAGCAGUCAUUAGAGCGAACUGUUACCAUCCUGGACAUUUGAAUUUAAACCAAUCUCGGUCAUCUUUUAUAUUGAGCUCUAGCAGUAUAACCAGUAAUAUCUUGCUGAAUAUUGUAACUUUCUAGUGCAAGGUAAUGAUGGGUUAGUAUUUCGUAUUAGCAACACCAUUAAGAAUGCCUUAUCUUGCCAUCUUUCUGAUUCCAUGAAUGCAUCUCAAAUUUCUCUGGUCCAGCAGGGAUAUGUUCUAGCUUCUGGUAUGCAAACUUCCAAACAUACAGCUUGCUUUUCUUUAAGGUUUAUAUCCUUUGUUCUUUGAGUUCUAAUCUCCAGAAUGGGUUUGUUCUGAAUUCAGUUGUCAUUUCCUCCCUGGCUUUGUCAUCUCUGAUACCUACCUUACUAGAAAGUUGUCCAUUUGCUUGGUAACACUCAGAGGAACCUCAGAAAACGGAUGGGUCAGCUGAUCCAUUCCAAAUCAGUAACCUUAAAUCCAGUUGCUUGGUUUUGGUCUUCUCACAGAUCAGCUUGUUACAGGGACCAAUGUUUUAAUAAAAGAAAAAUACAACUCCA